Suhomyces tanzawaensis NRRL Y-17324 is the source of this 2040-nucleotide messenger RNA. RefSeq lists its product as uncharacterized. The transcript has a single exon. Lineage: Eukaryota; Fungi; Ascomycota; Pichiomycetes; Serinales; Debaryomycetaceae. Gene Ontology annotation, cellular component: mitochondrial inner membrane. Gene Ontology annotation, biological process: mitochondrial respiratory chain complex III assembly. The record is from RefSeq and is a predicted model, not a curated record. Bases 1 to 2040 code for a protein of 679 amino acids.
AUGCUCAGAUCAAGACUCCCACGCCUCAUCAGGCUCUACUCCAAACCGCCACGGACCAACCCUAUCGACGAAUUUAACAAGUCCAAGACCUCAUAUCUGUUUGGUCACAACUUCAGCAGCUUGGACGAGUUGGAUAAGCAGAUCCACAAGGAAACACCAAACUCGGGCCCCGAACCAGUCAAUACCACAGACUUGCACAGCCGGAUUAAACUGAACUUCGAACAAGAGGAAAAGGACAUCAACAAAUUGCUUGAAAAUGACCCCAGACUCUUGAGCCUUAAACAGGGCUCGCCGGACUACAAGCUCAUGCUUAACCAGGUUCAUGAAGAAUUCAACAAACACCAAAAAGAGAGCCGUAAACGGUUUGAGUUCCAGGAACGUGUCAAGGGAGUGGCUGCAGGAGUCGUAUUCCUAGUCGUAGUCAUCACCGGUCAUUAUGUCUUGACAAACUAUGAAUAUGUGAAGGGUCAGUUCACUUCCAAGUAUAUCAACCCGUUGAACCAAUCAAAGGCUUCUGAUUUGUCAGACCCCAAAAAGAAUACCAAAAACUUGAGCUACCUCCUCGAUAAAUUGAGUGCUGAACUAGACGAUGAAGCUCAGAAAGGUCUCAAGAACUCAAAGGAGUUGUCUGGCUUGUAUGUUUGUGGAAGUCCAAAUGGCAAGAAAUUGCCUUUGAGGUUAAGUUUUUUUGAUAAUAUGUUGAUUAAUGAUGUGAAAAUCUUAAAAGACUACUUGGUGGUAAUCAAUGACAAGGGUCAAGUCUACCAUUUCCAUUCCCAAUUGAAAGAGCCUGUUUUAACAAAAUUACCCUUCAAUGUCGAAAGCUGUACUUUGUCCAACGACACCAUCUAUUUCUUGACCAAUAGAGGUGAAGUCAAGUAUAUGCCAAGAUUAGAUAGAAAGGUUGAGUUUGAACCACUCCAAUCAAGAAAUUGGAUUGGUUUGUCUAAAACUAAUUUGUAUAAUGAAAUUGUGAUCAAAGAAAAAAUUGAAAAGCUAACCUCAGGAGAGAAUCAUUUGUUACUUUUAGGCAAAUCUGGAAAGGUUUAUGUCGCCAGCACUGCCCCUUCUACUUCUGAUAAGUUUAAGAACUUAGGUCAAUUUGGAAUGCCCAACUUUUCUCCUUUCAAUGAUAAGGCUAAAGAAAUCCCAACUAAUCAAGCAUUUGAAAUGACACUUUUGAAUAAUGAGAUAAUUAAAAACAAGGAUGGUACCAAAUCUUUGAAUCCUAGAAAGUUUAUUUCGAUUGCAUCUGGUAAGUAUCACAAUGUGGCUGCCGAUAAUCUAGGAAAUAUUUGGACAUGGGGUAAGAAUCUCUAUGGUGAGUGUGGUAUUGACCUCACCUACAAAACUGAUUAUCAACCAAUCCCCAAGGUAGUCUUAACAAACUCUGAUUUCAAACGUUUAACCUCAUCCAUUCUUGCAAGAUCAACUCGACCUGAAGACUUUAAGGUCUCCAAAGUGUAUGCUGCAGAUGACAGUUCUUAUGCCAUUGUUCACUACCAGGAUCCUGACAACUCUAGCAAAGAUCAAGAUAUUUUCAUUGGUUUUGGUAACGGUGUCAAAGGACAACUUGGAUCGAACAAGUAUCUCCACGUUAGUUCAAGUCCACAAUUAGUAAAGUCAAUAGUCAAUUUGAGCGAGUUCAACGAAAACACACAAUCUGUUGAAAAAAUUGGCUUAAAGGAUGUCAGUGUUGGUAACAACCAUGUCUUUUUGACCUUGGACAAUGGUGGAAAUUACAAAGAUGUGCUAGCAUUUGGGGACAACGAACAGGGACAACUUGGAACUGGUAAAAAGCACAAAACUUGCAAGCCCAUCCAGAUACCACAGCUUAUUGAGCCUGAAGAUGUACAUGAAGAUGACUCCUCUGCAACUAAGGAACAAAGAAGAAAAAAGUUGGCUAAAAGGCUUGACACCGUGAUCAACAGCAGGUUGCAACUUUUGGAUGACUACAAGUUAAACUCUUGGGGUAAUAAGUUGCAACAAGUCAUUGUUGCCGGUGAAGAUGGCUCUGCUAUUUUCUACAAACGUAAGUAA